GAAGAAGUCCCUGCUCUGCUUCACUGCAUAUGAGUCUAUGACUCCUUCCACAGACAAAAACUGAACAACUUAAACAACGUUAGAACUCCGAAUCGACAAUCAUGAGUGGUCUAAGCAAGCAUGGCGCUGCCCUCACCAUAAUCUUCGUCCUCUCAUUAGUGGCUCUCUUUGCCCAGCUCUUUUACUUUCUAUGGCGCCGCCGCGUCUUCCAACCUCAAACUCCACCCCAGGCAGCUACUACCACAGCCCCCACCAACUCCCACACAUUCUCCGACCCGUCCACUAACUUUGCCUCCUCAUUGUCUUCCUCUUCCAAAGAGCUCCUCUGCUUCCUCUGUCUCAGCAGCUCGCGAGUCGAACCCACCUCGACUCCACCGAGUCUGAACUCAACCGCCCAGGGGGAGGAUGACAUGGAGGUGAUCGACAUUUUCAAACUCCGGAACCUGUACGGACCCUCGAGGGUUCUCUUUACCAUUAAAGAAGAAGACAGCGAGAACGAUGUGGAGCCUGAAAAGUCUGCAGUGUGCUCGUCAGCCACCACGAAGCCUAAUACUACCGCUAAGCGGGUGAGCUUAGAGGAGUGUUUUAAUGCGGCCGAUGAUGGGUCCAUCGGCGAGGAGGCGGAGGCAGUAGUGGCACUGGCAAUAGGAGGUGACCGUAUCAACAAUGCUGGUGAUCAAAGUGGGGUGAUGACGCCCAUUUCAACGCCUUGUGAAUCACCUUUGUAUUUUACUCCGUCGGCAUCACCGGUUGGCGGGGGAGCUGGUCAGAUGCUAGAUAAGUCAUACGUGUCCCGAUAGGCACGCUCUUAGUUGUGUAUAAGCGGCGACGUCUAUCUGUUUAAGCGGGUACGUACGAGUUUAAGCGGGGAAGGGAAUUUUCCGGCUUCUUCUGCCCAGGACAAGUUUUGGGCUUUGGAGGCUGGAGCCAAGCCUGAGAAUUGUUCUUAGUGGCCGGGCCCAAAUUUUGUAACAACCACAAGUGUUAUUGGCUUGUAUAGUGGAUUAUAGCCCAGUGACCUACGUGCCCCGCUAGCAAGUUUUGGAUGGCAAAGUCCACUUCAAUUAGACCUCAUGUUCGUUUGCCGUAACGUACAGUUGUCAAAAAAAUUUGUAUUUUCAUAUGUUUUCUUUACUACGAGCAGAGAA
Coffea eugenioides is the source of this 1148-nucleotide messenger RNA. RefSeq lists its product as uncharacterized. Bases 102 to 800 code for a protein of 232 amino acids. The record is from RefSeq and is a predicted model, not a curated record. Lineage: Eukaryota; Viridiplantae; Streptophyta; Magnoliopsida; Gentianales; Rubiaceae. The transcript has a single exon.